GAGGGGGCGCGCGCGCGCACACGAGAGAGAGAGAGAUAGAAAGAGAGAGGGAGUCGUUCAGAGCAUCUCCAUUCUAAAACAAAAUAUAUUCCGCUGCAUUUCAAUUUUCUCACUAAGUAAAUAUGUAGGGGUAUCUUGUACAGUGUCUCCAGGUGAAGUUACCUUUACCCACAGCUGUCAGACAGAGCUAAAACCGUAGUCCUGAGACCAAAUCCUGUCCUUCUGUCACAUGACCGCUAAUCGUAAGUAAGCAUUUCCGCGUUCACGAGAUCUCUUGCAGCUACUGAAUGAAGCCUUGGACUGGGAUUAAUUUUUCUGCAUCGUGCUGUGGUCCAAACGCAUUGCCGAGCUGGGGGGAAAUUCGGGGAAGGGAAGCCGUGCAACGCAUCGCACGGAUACACGGCGCGGUGCCAACAUGCUCACACGGGUGAAAUCUGCGGUGGCCAAUUUUAUGGGAGGCAUCAUGGCUGGUGCUUCCAAUGGUGACCACCUCAGUGGCGUAGACCUGCCACUGAAAUUCCCUUACAUGAGACCAGAGUUUCUUGGGCUGUCACCAGAUGAAAUAGAGUGCUCCGCAGAUCAUAUCGCUCGUCCCAUCCUCAUUUUGAAAGAAUCUAAAAGAUUGCCAUGGGCUACCGGUUACGCAGAGGUGAUAAAUGCAGGGAAGAGCUCUCUUAAUGAGGACCAGGCAUGCUGCGAGGUGGUGGUGGUGCCGAAGCGCUCAACCGGAGGCUGCUCCACCCCCAGCAGAACCCCGACAGCCAAGAGGAGAUCUUCUCUGCCCAGCGGAGAGGGCCUCAGUCUCAGGGAGCAGCCGGACUCUGAGGGACUGGUGUUUCACUACUGGGGCCUGUUUGAUGGACAUGCAGGCUCAGGGGCAGCCGUGGUUGCCUCCAGGUUAAUGCAGCAUCACAUUGUGGAGCAGCUGCAAGAUGUUUUAGACGUGUUGCGCAACUUCUCUUGCCUACCCCCCACCUGCCUGGGAGAGGAGCCCAACAACCACCCGACGCCAGGGACCAAUCGGGCCCUCACACGCGCCGCCUCCCUCAGAGGGGCCGCCGGGGCCCCAGGGUCCCCCUGCACCCCUCCUCCACGCUUCUACACAGAGAAGAAGAUCCAGCAUGAGAGUCUGGUGGUCGGAGCCCUGGAGAACGCCUUCAAAGAGAUGGACUCCCAGAUUGAGCGGGACAAGGCUGUGUACAACAUCACUGGGGGGUGCACUGCCCUGGCUGCGCUAUACCUGCUGGGGAAGCUCUACGUGGCUAACGCAGGGGACAGCAGGGCCAUCAUUAUCAGAAACGGAGAGGUAAUCCCCAUGUCCACGGAGUUCACCCCAGAGUCAGAGCGACAGAGACUGCAGUUCCUGGGCUUCAUGCAGCCUCACCUGCUGGGAGGGGAGUUCACACACUUGGAGUUCCCUAGACGAGUGCAGAGGAAAGAGGUGGGGAAGAGGAUGCUCUACAGAGACUUCACCAUGAAUGGCUGGGCAUAUAAAACCGUUGACGAUGAUGACCUGAAGUUUCCUUUAAUAUAUGGAGAAGGAAAGAAGGCACGGGUGAUGGCUACUAUUGGAGUGACUCGGGGCCUUGGUGACCAUGACCUUAAAGUGCACGAUUCAAACAUUUAUAUCAAACCCUUUCUCUCCUGCUGUCCCGAGGUGAAAGUGUACAAUCUAACCCAGUACGAGCACGGGGCAGAUGAUGUACUAGUUAUGGGAACAGACGGCCUCUGGGAUGUCCUGUCUAAUGAGGAAGUAGCUGAAGCAGUCACAUCUUUCCUGGUCAACUGUGACCCUGAUGACUUACACAGGUACACCAUGGCCUCCCAGGACCUGGUCAUGCGUGCCCGAGGAGUGCUGAGGGACCGAGGCUGGAGGAUCAGCAAUGACCGGCUGGGCUCUGGAGACGACAUCUCUGUCUACAUCAUCCCUUUGAUGUAUGGUAACCGCCAACCCUAGAACAAGACCCCUCCGACAGACAGAGGGUUCCUACUGCACCCCCCCCCCCUUCCUCCU
Messenger RNA from Alosa alosa (allis shad), 2014 nucleotides. RefSeq names its product protein phosphatase 1H-like. The transcript has 10 exons. The coding region runs from base 416 to 1957 and encodes 513 amino acids. NCBI's taxonomy places the organism in Eukaryota, Metazoa, Chordata, Actinopteri, Clupeiformes, Clupeidae. Gene Ontology annotation, molecular function: protein serine/threonine phosphatase activity. The record is from RefSeq and is a predicted model, not a curated record. Gene Ontology annotation, biological process: protein dephosphorylation.